AUGAACGAAUGGUGUAUCAGUACACACGGAUUGUCUGGUCUCACCAAGCAGGUGCUCUCCAGUCCAUACUCUCCUCAAGAAGUCAGCGGCGUCUGCUACGAGUAUAUCAAACGCUGGAUACCGGAUCCUCGGGUGGCUGUUAUAGCAGGCAACACUGUGCAUAUGGAUUUACGUUUCUUAGAAAUGGACGCACACAAAGAAGGAUGGUCACAGAUUGCUUCACAUCUUGGUUACAGAGUGGUCGAUGUCUCUUCAUUUAAGGAAAUUGCCAGACGGUGGUAUCCUAAUCUACCACUCAAAUCGAAGCAGGCGUCUACACACCGCGCUCUCGAUGACAUCAGGGCUAGUAUUGAUGAAUUGAAGUACUACAAGCAGUCAAUGUUCAAGCCAACAAAAUAA
Wallemia ichthyophaga EXF-994 is the source of this 399-nucleotide messenger RNA. Its product is annotated as putative oligoribonuclease. The transcript is spliced from 3 exons. Gene Ontology annotation, molecular function: nucleic acid binding; 3'-5'-RNA exonuclease activity. NCBI's taxonomy places the organism in Eukaryota, Fungi, Basidiomycota, Wallemiomycetes, Wallemiales, Wallemiaceae. Bases 1 to 399 code for a protein of 132 amino acids. The record is from RefSeq and is a predicted model, not a curated record. Gene Ontology annotation, cellular component: mitochondrion.